Lactuca sativa (garden lettuce) is the source of this 1184-nucleotide messenger RNA. Its product is annotated as Nucleic acid-binding, OB-fold-like protein. Gene Ontology annotation, molecular function: tRNA binding. The record is from RefSeq and is a predicted model, not a curated record. NCBI's taxonomy places the organism in Eukaryota, Viridiplantae, Streptophyta, Magnoliopsida, Asterales, Asteraceae.
UAUGAAUCAGAUCAGUCAGGGAAGCAAACGUAAAACCACCCCUCUGCAAUCCGCAACAUUCUCCCGCCUCCGUCGCCUCGCGUCUCCGACCAUUACUGCCACCGGCUAAGAAGCUCCGUUGGAUUGCCUGUAGGAGGUGAAAUUCAUAAUCGAGCUUCUAAUUUAAUAGCAUUUUUGACCGAGAUGCGCUAGGUUUGCUUAAAUUAAAGAAUAGUCAACAAAAAAAGCCAUAAUAAUGGUGCCAAUCAGCCUUCCAAAAACCAGUGGCUUACGUUUACUUUCUUACUGCAAUCUCAGUGGCAUUCCCCUUCGUCCAUUUCUUCCCACAUGUUCUUCACCAUUACACUCUGCAUCAAAAGCAAAUGGAAAUAGACUCUCAACACCAAACCCUCCUUCUCUUUCUCUUUCCAUAUCCCCAUUACAAACCACAUCAAAAUCAACUACAAGAAUCUUCUGCACAUCCCAAACUGUAUCCACAACAACAACCGAUGACAACAAAGCAAAAGAUGAAGUUGUUGUUGAUAUGAUGAAGAUAAAAGACAUGGCAAACACACUAGACAUAAGGGUAGGGAAAAUCUUGAAAGCAUGGAGACACGAAGAGGCUGAUUCACUAUACGUUGAAGAAGUAGACAUUGGAGAACCAGAGCCAAGGAUAAUCUGUAGUGGGCUUGUGAAAUACAUCCCACUUGAACAAUUACAAGACAAGAAUGUAGUAGUUCUUGCUAACUUAAAGCCAAGAAACAUGCGGGGUGUGAAGUCAUCUGGAAUGUUAAUGGCUGCCUCUGAUGUGUCACAUGAGAAUGUUGAGUUGCUUGAGCCACCUGAAGGGGUAACCCUAGGAGAGAGGAUAUGGUUUGGGGGAGAAGAUGAUAAAGAAAAGCUACCUGAAGCUGCAUCACCUAAUCAGAUUGCAAAAAAGAAGAUAUGGGAACAAGUGCAGCCUCAUUUGUCUACAACUGCUUCUUGUGUUGCUACAUUAGGAGGUAUGCAUCUCAUGUUAACUUCUUCUGGUUCUGUGGUAAGUAAAAGUUUAUCAAAUGCAAAUAUAUCGUAAUUUAUCAUCAUGUGUUAUAUGUAUUAUGGAGUAGCAUUUUGGUUGUUUUCAGAUUGUGGUUUACUCCUUUGAUUUGUUAACUUUGUUACUUUUGGUUUUAUAAAGUUUGAGAGGAACACUAUAAAGAUUA